Messenger RNA from Nerophis lumbriciformis (worm pipefish), 2823 nucleotides. The record is from RefSeq and is a predicted model, not a curated record. NCBI's taxonomy places the organism in Eukaryota, Metazoa, Chordata, Actinopteri, Syngnathiformes, Syngnathidae.
AUGCAGAGUCUUUCCAUCACUCCGGGUUUCAUUGUUAUUCUCUCCUCCCUCCUAAUUGCCACCCGCUUUCCAAGCGUGGUCAAUGGGGACUGCUGGCUUAUUGAAGGGGACAAGGGUUAUGUGUGGCUGGCUAUCUGCAGUCAGAACCAGCCACCGUAUGAGACCAUUCCUCAGCACAUCAACAACACUGUCCAUGAUUUGAGACUCAAUGAGAACAAGCUGAAAGCAGUGCACUUAAACUCCAUGUACCGCUUUACCAACCUCACAGACCUCAACCUCACCAAGAAUGAAAUUACCUACAUUGAAGAUGGUGCAUUUUCGGGACAAGCAAACCUUCAGGUUCUUCAACUGGGCUACAACAAGCUAACCAAUCUAACUGAGGGUAUGAUGAGAGGGCUCGGUCGCAUGCAGUGCCUAUUCCUCCAACACAAUCUCAUUGAGGUUGUUGCCAGCAAUGCAUUCUGGGAGUGCCCCAGUCUUAGCAGCAUUGAUCUGUCAUCCAAUAAACUUGCCCGCAUCGAUCCGUCAACGUUCACUGUUCUAAAUCGCCUAAUGGUUUGUGAACUGGCAGCAAAUCCAUUCCAUUGUGGCUGUGAUCUUUACAGCUUCCUCACCUGGCUGGAAUCCUUCAACAAUGUCACCCACACUUAUGAUCGUCUCCAGUGUGAGACGCCUCGGGAGAUGUUUGGUUUUCCACUACUAAGCCCCACUGCUGCCGGUCACGCUGGUCGAAACGCCAAAAAUAUCUUGUCCUCCCACUGCAGAGAUGGAGUGAUGAUUCCUGGAAUAACCUCUCUCCCACCAGACCUGGAUGGUCCGUCUGGAAUUGGUCCAGAGAUGUUUGGCGGUGUGGGACCUUACCAUCAGCCCAACACCUCCACAUCCAUAGAGAGCAGCUUCAUUCCCAGCAUCAAGCUCCAUCAGGUCUCUUUGUCCUCAGCUUCUCUCCUUGUCCAGAUUCCGAGGCCGUUCAGCAAAAUGUAUAUAUUAACACAAUAUAACCAAACUUUUGUGUCAGAUGUUAUGAAUCUGAAGAACAAAAAGGAAAUGAUCACCCUCAACAAGCUCAAACCACACACCAAUUACACUUUCUGUGUGGCAUCUGUCCGUAACUCCCAACGAUAUAACCACACGUGCCUCCAAUUUUCCACUCGUUCUCAAAAUCAAAACAACAUACUACCCACGCCAUCAACCACAACACACUAUAUAAUGACCAUUGUGGGUUGUCUAUUUGGCAUGCUUAUUGUUUUGGGCUUUGUCUAUUACUGUUUACGUAAGAAACGCAUGCAUGAUGAGAAGAAGAAGUCCAUCUGUGUGAAGAAAACAAUUCUGGAAAUGCGUUACGGACCGGAGGUGGCUGCAGCAGUUGCAAAGGAUCCAGCAGCCGCCCACAAGCUUCAGGAACACUCCAGAGAACACCACCAAUAUCACCACCACCAUGGAGGCAAGCUUCCUAUGUCUACAUCCUCUAGCUCUGGAAUGCUUCAUUCAGCAAACACUAGUUCCUCCAGACUUUCCUCUAUUCCACAAGUGGAAAAAAUGGCCACUGCCUUCUCAGAGGCCAUGACAAGCAAAGGAAACUAUAUGGAUAUCAGAAGUGGAGGGGCAGGGAUUGAGAGGCUCACUGGAGAUGGAGGACAUGUAGGUAGGAGGGGGGAAGACUUAAGGGAUGAUGAUGGAACAGAUGUUGGAGAUGAUUCAGAUGACGAUGGACAUGGUUCUGCAUCAGAGAUCUCAACUAUCGCCAUGGAGGUGGACAAAGUCAACCAGAUCAUAAACAACUGCAUUGACGCACUGAAACUGGAUGCAGCAGCUGUUGCAACUUCGGGCUCCACCCCAAAUCCUACACCAUCCUCCAAUCCUACCUCCCCACCCCCAAACAGCACCUCUGCUCUUACCCGGGGCUUAAUAACACUUUCUCAAGGGAUGAACGAAUCUUGCCAAGUCAACAAAAUUCCACCUCCGCCACCCCUCCCUGCUUUGAAUACUCCGCUUUCUGAGCGCCCAGGGAUCAGUGGUGGUGGAUUCGUUGUUACUCCUCCCUACAGACCACCUCCACCGGCCAAUGCUGUACGCCCCAUUCAGCGGCAAAUGAGUGCUGAUGCAGCUGUGGUGAUUGUAAAUGCUGUCAAGAAACAGAGCAGUACUGCCUCAUGUGGUUCUGUGGGUCGGGAAAGAGAACAUGGAGGGGCCCGCGUCUAUAGCCUCGAUGUUUCAGAGCCAAGAAGUCCAGAUGCCUGCAAUCAGCAACAGCAGUACCAAGACCGUGCAAGUCCUGUGGGCUGCGGGGAACCCCUGGAAAGACUGCCGUUAGUGGGAAGUAUGAGCUGCACUGGAGGGGGUGGUGGUGGUUGCGACAGUGGUGGUGUUGGUGCCCAACAUCAAGAAAACCAAAAUCCACACCAUUACCAUCAGCAGCAACAGCAGCAGUUGGAGGUGCAGCAGGACUACCACUGCUCAGAACACCGCCACUCCGUCCCAGCUCUUUACUAUGACGGCUCCCAUCAGGGGUCCCCAGCUCAGAGGGUUUCCUUCCUAAAGCCACUGUCACGCUCCCGAAAAGAUGCAGCAUCUUACUCCCAGCUAUCUCCAGCUCGCCACCAUUCCAGUUACUCUGGCUACUCCUCCAGCCCAGAGUACUCCUCAGAAAGCACAUUGAGGAUCUGGGAGCGCUUCCGCCCCUACCGUAAAGGCCAGCGUGACGAGGCCUGUUAUGUAACAGCUGGUAAUGCCCUCCGAAAAAAGGUGCAAUUUGCUAAAGGUGAGGACCUGCAUGACAUCCUUGAUUACUGGAAGGGUGUGUCAGCACAGCAAAAGCUUUGA